Molecule: messenger RNA, 1759 nt
Organism: Camellia sinensis
Lineage: Eukaryota; Viridiplantae; Streptophyta; Magnoliopsida; Ericales; Theaceae
Product: Pseudouridine synthase family protein
Biological process (GO): tRNA pseudouridine synthesis
Molecular function (GO): pseudouridine synthase activity; RNA binding
Source: RefSeq, a predicted model, not a curated record
GCGGCAGAGAGGGCCGCUGGCUUGUGCGGCCGAUGAUCCUUAUUCCAAUGGAUAACCAUAGAAUGGAUCCAUACAUAUUCUGGGCCAGGAAGAACCUAUCUCGACGCCGGUACAACAUAACCCCGAAGCCAAACAGUGCCCAAACCCUAAACCCCAACAGAGAAACUCAAAAGAUCAAACUGAGGAGGAGGAGGUUAGCUUAGCGUAGUAGUAGUUAUACGUGGCGGGAAAACUCAUCGAAUCGAAUCCAAUGACAGACGAGAAAUCAACGCCGUUGGUCUCGGAAAGCCCCAAGCACUCGUUCGAUCAACGGCCUGAAUCUCCCCAGCGUCCUUGGAAGCUCCCGAGAAUCGCCGGCGAAGAAAUCAUCAACGACGACGAAGACGGAAGCCCUGGUGACGAAACGAUGAGUCAAAACCCUAGAAUGCAAAGGUACUUGGUGGCGAUCGAGUACAUUGGGACUCGAUUCGCAGGGGCACAGAAACAGCCCAAUUUCAGAACCGUCGUGGGUGUACUUGAGGAAGCUUUCCAUAAAUUUAUUGGACAGCCAGUUUCAGUCUUUUGCUCAAGUCGAACUGAUGCAGGAGUACAUGCCUUAUCGAAUGUUUGCCAUGUAGAUGUGGAACGCAUAAGCAAAAGGAGACCUGGUGAAGUGUUACCACCUCAUGAACCUACAGUGGUUAGAAGAGCUGUCAAUCAUUUCUUACAGCAGAAAGAGGGUGAUAUAAUGGUGAUAGAUGUUCGAAGUGUUCCACAUAAUUUUCAUGCUAGAUAUAAAGCUCAAGAACGCACGUACUUCUAUCGCUUGCUGUCUGGACCAGAGCCUUUGUCAACCUUUGAGAAAGAUCGUGCUUGGCAUGUUCCUGAGGAGCUAGAUAUUCUAGCUAUGCAGAGAGCAUGCAGAGUUCUUGUUGGACAUCAUGAUUUCAGUUCCUUCAGGGCAGCUUCCUGUCAGGCAAAGUCACCUAUCAGAACUUUAGAUGAAUUUGGUGUGAUGGAGGUAGUGUCUACUCCAUAUUUUCCUUCAAUCGUUGAGAGGGAACAAAGCAGUUUUAUUGGGGAAGAUCCCUUUGCAUGCAGCAGUGAGUCAAAGACUGAUCUGCCUCAUGGUUCUUUGAUAUCCACUGAAGAUAAAGUAAAAACUUCAAAUGGUGAAUCCAAUGAUGGAUUUGCCGUAAGGAGAAGACAUCGUUGCUUUGUGGUCACUGCAAGGGCACGCUCCUUUCUAUACCACCAGGUUAGAUUGCUAGUUGGGGUUCUCAAAGCUGUUGGCACUGGAGAAUUAACAAUUUCUGAUGUUGAGCGCAUUCUGAAUGCAAAGAAUGUGACUGCUGCAAGUCCCAUGGCCCCGGCUUGUGGUCUCUACCUGGGAAAUGUGAAAUACGAUUUGCCUUGUGAUGUGCCAAAAUAGCUAGUGGAUUUAUUAGAUUAUGGACUUGUUGGGCUAUUGGACUAUUGAUCAGCAUUUGUUUUUAAUCACUCCGAAUAUGGCAAAUAAUUAUAGUUUUUCAUUUAAUUUUUAAUUUUUUUUUUGUCUUUGUAUUUAUUGUUAUGUAGACAUUUUGUAAAGCUUAUGAUUAGGCUUGACUAGGUAUUUGGAAUUUUGUCAACUUUGUCCGUAAGUGUAAUGUAAGUCUAACGAAGUUAGGCAUGCAUUAAGUCUUUGGUUUUUGUUUGUAUCCAUCUAUUACAUUCUAUAAAUUGGUAUUCAAGCCAACAAAUAAAACAAUGUAAACUCUUUCCAUCCUUUUGUGGCCAA